ACAAUGGAAGAAUUGAGAUCAAAGAAAAAAUAUGACCCUACGGCAGUUCAAGAAGCUCUUAACAAUGCCAAAGCUAGAGGCAUUAAAAUUGUACAAGGAGGAAGAAAGACGAAAGCACUAAACAUUGAUUCAGAGGAAAAUGCAUAUGAAAUUGACGGAUCUGAAGAACAUCAUAAUCAUGAGAAACGUAUAUAGAGCUCGUUCUUUUUCUGGUGUACGCGUGCUGCAAGAAUGGGGGAUGAAAUCGAUGACAUUGAAUUUGCUCGACAGAUGUUGAGCUUAAAAGAAAACAAGUAUGAAGAAAAUAAAAGCGGAGGAAUGAAACAAGUAGUUAAGAAGAGUCAUAAGAUCAGCACUCUUUCUGAUCUUCCUGAUGGUAUCUUAUUUAACAUCCUAGUGAAGAUUCCGCCAAAAGACAUUCAUAAGUAUGUCAUGCGCGUCUGCAAAUCAUGGAAAGAAAUUGUCUCGGAGAGUUUCUUCAUUGAGCAAAAUUUCAUGGAAUCGAAAACAGAAUUAGUGAUACAGUCAGGAUUAGGAAGGCGUAUGAAAACGAAGUUGAUAGAGAUUAGAAAAGAAUUUGAAUGUGAAUCGCGUGAAGUUGGACUAAGUAAAUUAAGCAAGAUUCAUUCUAGCUGUGACGGAUUUCUAUUGAUGAGUGAACCAGGGAACAAUGGGAUGCUACAAAUCAUAAAUCCAGCAACAAAGUUCUGCCUUACUAUCCCGCGAUGCCCUUCACAUUGUCAACAUAAAGCUUGUAGUGCAGCACUUGUCUUUGACUCUUCGACAAAACAGUACAAAGUAGUGCAUGUUGUUACAGAUUCUUAUGGUUUUGAAAUAUUUAAUGUGAGCAGUGAUGAUGAUGAACUACAUUGGGAACGAGUUUCUAGUCCGUGGGAAGAUUUAAAUGAUCGACCCUUUAAUCCAAUUAACUUUCACUGGAAGAAUCCAGUGUCGAUUAAUGGAAGGAUUCUGCAUUGGUAUGUUGAUUCAGCUGAAUAUUUCAUUACAAUGCAAGUAAAAGAGGAAAAAUUCAGUCGAACUUAUCUUCCAGAACGUGUUAAACAAAUUAAUAAAACGAAGAAUUAUGCAUUGGUGGAGUUGUAUGGAUUUCUUUCUUUUAUCAACUGUGAUUCGGAGAAAACAAUGAAUGUUUGGGUUCUGGAAGAUUUUCGAAGGAAAGUUUGGUUCAAGAAACACACGAUCGUGGCAGAAUUGACAAAUUAUAUAUGUCCAUACAAAUCAUCAAGACAGGAUGAGCGAAGAAUGCCAAGAUUUUGGAACCUUGUUGUUGUCGCUGGUGCGAGGAAUGGUGAAGUAUUGAUUAUAGAGCAUAAGAAGAACUCUAGCGUAUUUAUAUAUGACACGAAGAGUAAAGUGAUGAAGCCUGUUAGCAGUAACAUGAAGAAAUUAGAAUCUUUUGUACCACACAAAGAUGGCCUCUUUCGUAUCAUGAAGUCGAUCGCGUAGCUAGUGUCAUGAUUUAAUAUGGAGAUGCGGUUAAAAGGAGCGAUUUUGUCUUGCUUGGGAUUAGGGAGUAGUUAAUAUUUUUUUUAUGUUAGUAGUUGGUACCUUGUCUAGUGUCUACAUUUAUGCAUAUGUUACAUUUGA
Molecule: messenger RNA, 1608 nt
Organism: Solanum pennellii
Lineage: Eukaryota; Viridiplantae; Streptophyta; Magnoliopsida; Solanales; Solanaceae
Product: F-box protein At5g49610-like
Exons: 2
Coding region: 232-1467 (411 amino acids)
Molecular function (GO): protein binding
Source: RefSeq, a predicted model, not a curated record